Messenger RNA from Cannabis sativa, 1216 nucleotides. RefSeq lists its product as uncharacterized. Bases 186 to 641 code for a protein of 151 amino acids. The record is from RefSeq and is a predicted model, not a curated record. Gene Ontology annotation, biological process: intracellular protein transport; retrograde vesicle-mediated transport, Golgi to endoplasmic reticulum; intra-Golgi vesicle-mediated transport. The transcript is spliced from 4 exons. NCBI's taxonomy places the organism in Eukaryota, Viridiplantae, Streptophyta, Magnoliopsida, Rosales, Cannabaceae. Gene Ontology annotation, cellular component: COPI vesicle coat.
ACUAGACCAAUAUAAGUUAGAACUAUUCAAUAAUUAUUAUUCAAUUGGAUGGUGAAACAAACAUGUUAAAAAUGUAAAAGUAUUUGAUUUGGAUUUGGGAUCAAUAAUCGCAACGAGCGCCACAACUCUGUGACUCUGAUCGACCUCCAUACACAAGUCCCUAUUCCCUAGAGGUGAAGAAAAUUAUGAUUCUGGCAGUCUUGUUCGCCAAUUCUGAGGGCAACAUCCUCGUUGAACGUUUUAAUGGAGUCCCUGCUGAAGAACGACUUCAUUGGCGAUCGUUUCUGGUUAAACUAGGGGCUGAUAAUCUUAAAGGUGUAAAGAAUGAGGAGCUCUUGGUUGCUUGCCACAAGUCAGUUUACAUUGUUUACACAGUACUUGGUGAUGUCAGCAUCUUUGUUGUUGGCAAGGAUGAGUAUGAUGAACUUGCUUUGUCAGAAGUUAUCUUUGUAAUUACAUCAGCUGUGAAGGAUGUUUGUGGAAAGCCUCCUACCGAACGCCUCUUUCUAGACAAGUAUGGAAGGAUUUGCUUGUGUUUGGAUGAAAUUGUUUGGAAGGUGAGGCCAUCAAUAAUUAUAUUUAUAUAUCUUAAAGCAAAACUAGUAAUUCAUGCCAGUAUCCUGAAUAUAAUACAUUCCUAAUAAUAUGCACCUUUUGUUUCUAUUAACGUCAUAUGAGCUUUUCAAAACUGCAUUAAAUCAUGCUAAUAAUUCUCUAUUAAAAGCAACUUAAUUGCAUAAAGUUAGUGGAGGUAUAUAUUUGUGAGCUUUUAUAUGACAUAUUGUGGUACUAUGCUGGUUUUCUCCGUUUUGCUUUUGUUUGUUUCUUACUUUGCUUGAUACAAAUUAAUUUUUGUAUUUCCAAAGGGAUAUCUGGAGAAUACAGAAAAAGAUAGAAUCAGAAGACUGAUAAGGUUAAAACCUCCCUCUGAGUUCUAACCAACGUAGCCUCUCUCGUGAUCAGUGAUUAAGAUAAAAUUGACGUUGAAAUUAUGUCGCCUGCAUGUUUCAAGACAAUGGCAUUGUGUGAUUUGAAAGCAUUUAGGUAGCUAUGUUGUAUUGAUUUCCCAGACAGGAAGCGUUGAAUGUUGAUGUCUUUGAAUUUAAGAGUAGCCGGUCUUGUUGAACUUUGAAUAUACAGUUCAGUAAUAUUUUAAAAUGAUUGAGAAUCUCAGCAAUGAAAUGAAAAUGGUCUUAGUAUUGCUUAUUUUGUUUCA